AUAUUGUAAGUUUGACCUUGUCGGUCCGGUUAACCUGCUUUGGGUUUUUGUGGUAUUCAACGGGUCAACGUAAUGUCUAUCCCUCCCCCACCACCUGCUCCGCAGAUUAAAUCUACCCGGCCACCGCCAAAACAGGCCUGCGACUCUUCAGGUCCGGCAUUUUUGGCUGAUAUUAGGGCCGGCCGAACUCUUAGAAAAGUUCCAGAUUCUGAAAAAAAGGACAGGAGUGCUCCUCUUGGGUCGAAACCAAAAGAUCAAAAUAAUGAAAGCAGUGCUUCAGGUCCACCAGCAUCUGUUAGUGGAAAUCUCCCACCUGUUGGUUUAUCAAAUAUUUUUGCCAAUGGUGUACCGAAAUUGAAAUCUGUUAGUUCAGCGGAUGCUGGGCGUAAUAUUACGAUGCAGAAUUUAUCCACAAAACCAUCUGGUUAUGGGCACGUGAAAAGUCCUGCACCGCCCCCUCCCCCUCCCCUAUCCCCACCUACCGCAGCGUCUGUAGCUCAGAAUAACUACUCGUCGUCAACUACUCCUCACACACUUUAUCAACAUUCGACUUCAACGACAAAUAAUAAUGCUACAGCCGUUCGUAAUGGAUCAUCAGUACCAGCACCGCCAGCAGCUCCUCCGCCCCCAACUCCUGCCAGACCGUCGAUCUCAAAGAGCAGUUCUAAUUCUUCGUCUCAUAAUAAUAAUAAUAGUUAUCCUAGGUACAGUUUUCAUAAAAAAUCAUUUGAAGAUAAUCAACCAACUUCACCUGUUGUUUCAAGUCCACCUGUACAAGUUAUAAUGCUUUCUUCAAUACCAGCAUCAUCAAUAUCGUCAGCAUCACCUUCAUCACAACCACCACGAGUAACUCCUCUUCAGUUAGGAAGUGCAGCUAAUGUACAUGAAAAUAAUAUUAAUGUUAUUAAUAGUAAUAAUACUGUUAAUCAUCUGAAUGGUACUACUACUAUACCUCCACCACCAUCUGGACGUUCUCCACGACGGAAACAAAGUAGUUCAAAUCGAUAUCAGCGCGCCGGUUCAACAAACGCAGAUGUAAAUGGUAUACCUGUUGGUCAGUCAACUAAAGUGAUACGUAUUUCAUCAAAUAUUAAUGGAAGUUUAACUGAUACACCAUGUGCACCAUCUUCUAUUGUAAAUCCAUACUUGCCUUCAUCUGUGUAUGAUAUGAACAAUUAUACAAUGAAUUCACGUGUACAUCCAACACCACCGCCUCCACCGCCACCGCUUCAACAACCAUCAUUAUCUUCAAUGGACAAUUACAAUGAUGAUAAUAAUAAUAUUGCUAGUCUUGUUCGUCAUUUUGAAAGUCGUUUUACUUUUCCUGAUAUUGGAAGUGUUCCCGUUCCAAAAUCAUAUCAUGGUCCUAAAACUUAUCGUGUUGGUAGUAUUAAUAGUAGUGUGAAUAACAGUAAUAACAUCAACGACAAUUACCGUAAUCAAGUGCCUUAUCGAGUGGCUCCUACAGCGCCAAGAAAUUACUAAAAACUCUUCUAUGAAUUGAAUAAAUUUUUAUGUGUUUUUUUUCAAAAAAAAUCUUUUAAAUUCGAUUGACAACAAAUAAAUGGCAAAAAUGUUUACUUGUAUUUGGUGUUUCCUUACUACUAAGAAUAGUAGUAUAUCUAUCUAUCUAUAUAUAUAUAUUGUGAUUCAUAAAAGAAAACAAUUCAUACAAAUAACAAAUUGUGAUUAAUCCUAAUUUCUCUUGACCAACUUCUCCCUUCUUUUUUGUACUGUUCGUUUUAUUUUCUUAAUUGAGGUUGUUUUUUUUCUGAGAGAGAGAGAGAGGGGGGAGGGGAGAGAGAUAAAUUGUUUCUACCCUUCUGCUUUUUCUUUUACAGUGCUACAUUUUUCAUGCUUUAAAACAGUAUUACUGGCAUCAAUACAUAUAUGUAUAUGUGCGGUACAUUUUGUGUAUCUUUCUUAUAUUAGUACCAGUAAUAAUAAUAAUAGUAUUAGUAGUAUUGACAGUUUUAAUAGUAUCAUCUUUCCAUUUAUUUACUAAUUCUAUAUCUUCAUCAAUUAGUUCAAGUUGUAUCUGUUUGAGAAAAAACAAACAAACAAACUGUAAACAGAAUAGUCUGUGAUCCAGAAGAGUAAUUCUUCAUUUAUUCAAGUAUAUUCUUCUCAUAUAUAUAUAUACAUGUACGCCAUAUAUAGAUAGAUAGAUAGAUGUAUGUAAUACUUGACAUAAUGAGAACGUCUUCCAGUCUACUCCAUCAGAAACUUGUCAUACAAUCUGUGUUUCUAUUGUUGUUUUUGGCUAUUUCCCACAUUGUUGACUUUUUUUUCUUUCUUCUUUUUAUAAAAAAAAAAACUUCUUGCUUUAUAUUUCUUAUUGCUACUAUUAUUUUAUUACGUAAUAUGUAUUUGUUUAAUGUAAUAUUUAUGGAACAAAAGUUACAACUGACUGUCAGUGUUGUGUUCAUAAGGAUGAGUAUCCAAAAGAGCACAAUGAUUCUAUAAGAAAUAAUAAUAAUAAUAAUAUUUACUUUCUUGUUU
This is a messenger RNA of Schistosoma spindalis, 2502 nucleotides long. NCBI's taxonomy places the organism in Eukaryota, Metazoa, Platyhelminthes, Trematoda, Strigeidida, Schistosomatidae. The record is from the annotation of a GenBank genome assembly.